AUGUGUGAUCGUGGUGGUGUGUAUAAAUCAGAUAAAGAUUCAAGUAGAGAGACCUGCACUAGAAAGAUAAAUUGCCCGUUUGAAAUGGUAGCGAAAUUUUCAAAAAAGAAUGGUUCUUGGACGUUAAAAGUAAAACCUGGUGAGCAUAAUCAUCCACCCGGAGAAUAUAUGGAGGGACACCCAAUCCUCAAACGAUUGACACCUAAUGAACACCAAUUGGUGGCAGAGUUGACGGGGAAGGGUGUGUUCCCAAAAGAUAUUUUAGGUGUUAUCAAGGAGCGUGAUGAAAAUAAUGUCUCUACAAUUAAAAACAUAUAUAACGCACGUGAUAAAAUUCGAGCAACGGGUCAUAAAGGGAAAUCUUUGAUGGAGGUGCUAAUGUCUCAUUUAAAUGAUAAAGGGUAUACUUUUGAAAUUUCUACCAAUAGAGUUUCAAACAUGUUGGAAGACUUAUUCUUUGUUCCUAAAAUCUCAUACAAGUACUUCCUUGAUUUUCCACAUGUGUUGCUUAUGGAUGUCACAUACAAUACGAACAAGUAUAAAUUGCAUUUUCUUGAAAUUGUUGGUGUAACUUCUACCAACAAGACAAUCUCCAUAGCUUUUGCAGUUAUGCGUAAAGAAACAGAGGAGAAAUAUCUUUGGGCAUUAAACUGUUUAAAACUAUCAAGAACCUCCAAGGCAUAA
Helianthus annuus (common sunflower) is the source of this 684-nucleotide messenger RNA. Its product is annotated as protein FAR1-RELATED SEQUENCE 5-like. The coding region runs from base 1 to 684 and encodes 227 amino acids. The record is from RefSeq and is a predicted model, not a curated record. Gene Ontology annotation, biological process: L-valine catabolic process; thymine catabolic process. Gene Ontology annotation, cellular component: mitochondrion. Lineage: Eukaryota; Viridiplantae; Streptophyta; Magnoliopsida; Asterales; Asteraceae. Gene Ontology annotation, molecular function: methylmalonate-semialdehyde dehydrogenase (acylating, NAD+) activity; malonate-semialdehyde dehydrogenase (acetylating, [NAD(P)+]) activity; DNA-binding transcription factor activity, RNA polymerase II-specific. The transcript has a single exon.